Messenger RNA from Larimichthys crocea (large yellow croaker), 9270 nucleotides. It is a transcript of the gene rab39bb, whose product is annotated as RAB39B, member RAS oncogene family b. Gene Ontology annotation, molecular function: GTPase activity; GTP binding. Gene Ontology annotation, biological process: Rab protein signal transduction. The record is from RefSeq and is a predicted model, not a curated record. Lineage: Eukaryota; Metazoa; Chordata; Actinopteri; Sciaenidae. The transcript has 5 exons. Bases 671 to 1312 code for a protein of 213 amino acids.
UUCCUUUAUAACGGUAUUUUCUUUAUUCCGUCUGUUUUCGGUUAACAAUAGUGUGUUUUUUCCCUCCCCUUCUUCAGUGUUGCGCCUCUCCUCGGUCCAUUACGGUAGUGGUACUGAUGCGGGAUGAGUCAGGCUAUAUGAUGCUGCUGCUGCCAUUUCAUCAGCAGCGAACCCCGCACAAACACACAGCAAACACAGCGAUGAUUCCGCGGGAUUACCCCCCUGACAGCGACCAUCCUGCACCCGCAAACUGACGCUUCUCCUCGGCGUGGAAUCAGAGAACAAGGCGGCGUGUUUUUUGUUCGAGGCUCCGGGUGAAGCUCCACGCAAGGAUCCGUGUUUUUUUUCUCUCCUCCUGCUCUGGAUGCGUUUUUCAGGGCCUGACUUCAGGGGCCUGCUGUUGUUAAACCAGCCUCUCUGUUAAAAAAACAACACAAACAUCCACCCACCCUCCUCCACCUGCGGGAUUUCGGUCGUUGCGCUGCGUCCUGAGGGUUUGAUCCAAGCAGACUUUCGGUGCCAUGGAGCCCACAUCAGCCUGGUGCUGAACGGCGUAAGAGGGAGCAACCAUUGUGGCCUAAACCCCACUCCUGCUUCGGACAGACAGCCCGGUUAGGAGAGCGACAGACAGGUGAGCAGGAGAGCGACAGACAGGUGAGCAGCCAAAGUCAUGGAGGCGAUAUGGCUCUAUCAGUUCCGGCUGAUUGUCAUCGGGGACUCCACGGUGGGCAAGUCGUGUCUGAUCCGGCGGUUCACGGAGGGCCGCUUCGCCCAGGUGUCGGACCCGACCGUCGGCGUGGACUUCUUCUCCCGGCUGGUGGAGAUCGAACCGGGGAAGCGGAUCAAGCUGCAGAUCUGGGACACCGCGGGUCAGGAGCGCUUCAGGUCCAUCACCAGGGCUUACUACCGUAACUCCGUGGGCGGGCUCCUCCUGUUCGACAUCACCAACCGCCGCUCCUUCCAGAACGUCCACGACUGGCUCGAGGAGGCUCGCAGCCACGUCCAACCACAUAGCAUCGUCUUCCUAUUGGUGGGCCACAAAUGUGACCUGGAGGCACAGCGCCAGGUGACUCGUCAGGAAGCAGAGAAGCUGGCGGGGGCGUACGGGAUGCGCUACGUCGAGACGUCAGCCCGCGACGCCAUCAACGUGGAACACGCCUUCACAGAGCUGACCAGAGACAUCUUCGCCCUGGUGCGGUCCGGCGAUAUCACAAUCCAGGAGGGCUGGGAGGGCGUGAAGAGCGGAUUUGUCCCCAACGUGGUCCACUCCUCGGAGGAAGUGACCAAGAGCGACCGCCGCUGUCUAUGUUGAUCUGGGAAGAGUUUUAGGACUGAAGGUUGGAUACACAAUGAAAAGGCUGGUAGAUGGUGGAGAAGGACACCUUGAAUGUGGGUGGAUAGCUGAAGGGUUGUGCCCAUUUCUGUACACCUUUGAUUUCCCGGAGAGGAAGGAUACUCAUUUACUUGCGAGGGCUCCCAUGAUUCAAUUCCUUCAAUUUUGUUUUGGGCUUCUUGCCUGAACGUCUUAGAAAGGCCUUAGAAAGUGGAUCCAUUUUGGCUCGUCACCAAAAUCCGAUGACACUCUUGUGACUUGUUUAAUCUUUCUUUCUCCCCAUCAUCUCUUCUUUCACCCUCUCCUCCCACGACGUCUUAAUCUCCUCCUCCAAUAUGCAAUUACAUGAUCACAUAAGACACUUUUACGUUGAUGUCCAACCAUCCCUCUAGCACAUAUCAUUAAAAAAAAAAGUUUAGUCAGCACCGUUAGAUUUAAAUGCCAUCUUUAACAAGAGUUGUUUUUUCUUGUGCUGACAUUUUGCUCCACAUUCCACUAUCAGAGCUCAAUGGAGGAGUCCUGGAGGCCCUUAAAUAAAACGAAGGAUUUCCUUCCCGGAGCUGUGAUUUUAUUGCCAGAGACUACACCAUUUCUCUUAGGCCUCCAGUGAGCUCAAUGACAUUGACUACAUGGUUAUAUCCACUAUCAUUCUGCUAAAUACCGCACUAUAACAAAAAAAAAAUCAACACCCAUCCAGGUCCUGGACUCCAGCAGGAAGAGACAAGUGUACAGCUAACUGACCGAGGUGGACUUGUUGGACUAGCUUGACCACGCCUAAUCGUCCGCCUUUAACUGUUGACAUGUUAAGGUGGACCAAAAGGGAAUGUUGGAUCCGGAAAGCACCUUAAUAGCCAAGUCCACCUUAACUGUGGAGCCUCAUUUGUGACUUUUGAAGGGUGCUAAUACGAGCUGGAGAUAUUUUGAAAGCGAACACAGAGGGAUCAGACCGCAGACGCCACGAAGGAACCACCAUCCACAAUGCACGCAUACCCGACGAUGUAAUCACGCAAACAAAGUCCAACUGGUAGGCAUUAAAUCAAGCCGACAAAGAUUCGGGCACGGGGGUGGGAACAACAAGGUGAUAUUUUGUUGUGGGCAAGUGGUUUAUAUGCAUUUUCUUUUAUGUGUGCGUGCAAGUGUAACAUCUCAUCAAACUGCAUUAGUUCACACGUAGAAACUUAAUGUCUUGGAAGGAGGUUUUCGAUCUACCCUGAGGUCUUGGAGAGACUUAACUCGCCGGUUUAUUUGGUACACCUAAUAAAAACUAAACUAAUACAACAGUCCUGCAACAAAUCAUCCCUUUGUGAAGGUUAUAAUGUUCAUUUUUUGUGUUUUAGGGAAGUGUUGAUAGUGCAGAUAUCUUAUUAACUUUGAUCUAGCAAAGCAGUUUAGAGUUUAUAUGUUUGGCAUUUAUUCAGUUUGGGGAAACUCCAUCGUUGCUAAGGCUCGGACUACUUGCCAGAGUAGUAAAUGAAUGUGAUGUAAACAAAAGAAAAUGUUUAUUUUGAAAGCAAAUUGCCCCAAAUUCUAAAAAUCUUUUGAUUAUAUGUUUUAUUUAAGUUGGUAAUUGUUGUAUAAUCGCAAUAUUACAUUUGAGGGUGUGCUUUACAGUCGUUACUGGCACUUCACUGACCCUUGCGCACAUUGGCACAAGCGCCGUGCCAAUAACGACCAUAAAGCACACCCUCUGAUGUAAUAUUACUUGUACACCUUGCAGUGUAAUGCAUCGUAGCCUCUGAUAUGACCUUAACUCGGAACAUUACGCCCUUCAUGAAGAUAGGAUUGUUGCAUUAGUCUGCAUUAAUUUUAAUCAGGUGUACCUGAUCGUCAUUCCUUCAGUCUGUGGAAGAAGUCGCUGUCCUGAAGGCAGCUUCAUGUCACUCUUAGCGCAAGUCUCCUUAGCGAAAUGACAAAUGUGGGGCCAACAGGUAGAUAAACAAAACUACUGCUAUGGUAAUGAGACAAGCUGUGGGGUCAUGGCAGGUGUUUGCUAUGACCAAUUAAAGACAAAUCACCUGUUGUGAUGUCACUGUUUGGGGGUGUGGCCAAAACACUUAAAUGUUUAAACAUUUUUCGCCCUCAUGUGGUUCUCUGUGAAUUUACCUUUUAAGUAGACAUUUAUUUUAAUGUUUUCAGUUUUUUACUCAUGUCAGGCCAGUUACUGCAAAAUCAGAGACAGUGAAUCAAACUGUUUCAUUCGCUUCUAGACCAUGUUUACACGUAAGAAGGUAACACAUAAAAAAUGUGUUUUUAAAGCAACAUUGUGUAGAAAUUCACAUUUUCUGUGAUUUAGCACCCCCAGUUUCAAAGUGUAAUACCACUGUGGUAAAUAUGGACACUACACUUCUGAUCAAAAACUAUCAGGAUGACAACUUUGCGAACAACAAUGCUAUCAACAAGGUCACCAACACAAAACCCAGCAGCAGCUAAUAUCACUGACUAGUCCAACAGCAGUCAGCCCAGCUCGGCGUCUGUCUUUCAGCUUUUUAUUUCACCAAGCUCUCACCAACCACUAAAAGUCAGUCCCACAUUUACUCUCAUCUGGCGGCUUUUUGGUCUCCUUGCUAUUGCCCACUUUUCCAGCUCCUGUUCUGGCACGACACCAGUUUCGCUCUCUGUCAAACCUCCUCUUCCUGGUGGUCCAUAAUGACUGUGAUCGGAGUUCACAGUACGGGCAGCCCAUUACAUUAGCUAACAGCAGCUACAGUUGGCAGCAGUUUACUUCACUGUCCAUGAGAAAACAUUUUCUCCAUAAAAUAUGAUCCAGUUUCACCAAAAUCAGUGAAAUAGUUAGCGGUAUGUGACUUAGUGCUGUAAAGAGUUGCGUGCUUGUUGUGGGGUACAGUACCCAGAGUACAAAGUUACAUUACUUUAUGGUAGAAAAGCUGCACAAUGUUGCUUUAAGACGCAUCAAAAAUAAUAACUACACACAGUUAUGAGAUUAGCACUGGACCAAAUAUAUUAAUUUGUUUUAUGACUGACAAGGAACAGAGACUUUUAGCAUAGUUAGCAAUUAAAUGUACCUUACCAUAUCUACCUUAAGUACCUGGACUCAUUUUCAACCCCUUAAUCUGAUACACAAUCCUAAACGAAUGCCUGUUGUAUGUGUCAACUGUAUUUAUUUUUAAAAUUAAUUUAUUAACUAAUUAUUUCAGUCACCUGUGGAUCAGUGAGGAAACUGUAAGUGCUUCAUUUUCUCACAAUGUAUGCCUUCUUUUUACAUGUCUCCAAAGAGUUCUGCUUGUGUCAUCUUAUUUUACAUGAAUGUAUCAGUAGAGAGGAACAAGGUGAGAUUUUUACCACCGGGUUGUCAUCUAUAAUAUAUAUAUAUAUAAUAUAUAUAUAUAUAUAUUAUAUAUAUAUAUAUAUUAUAUAUAUAUAUAUAUAUAAAUGUGUGAAUGAGAAACAUUUCCAGUCAGAGUGACAACCCCCACACGACGUUUUCCUUCCUACAAAAGCUUUGACGAAAAGGUUGAUCUAAAUGUUGUUGAGACUUGAUGGAAAUAAUUCAAAUGACGGUCCACUUCCACUGCUACACACUCAUGCUGCAUUAUUGCUUACUGAAAUGAGUGAAAUGUUGCCAGACAGAAAAGAUCGAUCUGCAAAAAUACUUCCAGGAAUAAAAAAAAGGAAAGAAAAAAAAAAGGGUGAGUUCUCGACAGUUUCUCUUGAAAUUCAACAUAGAGGGUUUUGUUUUAUCCUUACUCUGCUCGCUGUAUGAUCAUCAGUGCUUUUUGCUGAAACUCUUAAACGUUACCGAGGUGAGGGUGGCAUAAAGUGUGGGAGUGUGUGGUUGUAGUCUCCCAUGUGUUUGGAGCUCCUCCUCAUGGGCUGCCAAAACACUUUCAACCAGAUGUCAGCCGGCUGGUUGAUACGCUAUGCUUUAUGACGCCCAGCUGGAUAUCUCUAAGCUCCUUUACUGUCCCCCCCAACUUACAGUAAUUACAUCGUUUGGUAAAUACACUUAUUUGCUUUCAUGCUGAGAGUUACAUGAGAAGAUUGAGAUUACUGUCCAUCCAUCCAUUAAUUUGUUCCCGCUUAUCCGGGGUUGGGUCGCGGUGGCAGCAGGUUUAGCCGGGCACUCCAGCUCCUCCUGGUGGAUGGAUGGAUAGAUAGUUCAUUGAUCCCAAAGGUAAAUCCUCAGCUUGCUUCCUUCCACAAAGGAAUAGUAGCACUACUCAUUUCGAACGCUUGUAUCCACAUUCUUUCGGUCACUACCCAAAGCUCUUGACCAUAGGUGAGGGAUGGAACGUAGAUGGACUGAAAAACUAGGAGCUUUGCCAUCCGACUCAGCUCAAUCUUCCCAACAACAAUCUGAUACAUUGUCCGCAACAUUGCCAACGCUGCUGGUCCAUCUCACGCUCCAUUUUCCCCAUCACUCAUGAACAAGACCCCAAGAGAGUUGAACUCCUUUGCUUCGGGCAGCAACUCGCCCCCAAUGUGGAGGGAGCAUUUUCGGCAAGACAUCCGAGGACAGUCAUGUUUCCUCGGAUGUCGGAACUCUUGGCAAGAAAGCAAAUAAGUAUACUUCCCAAAAUGUUAAAUUACAAACUUCAACAAAGUCUUAGUCAGGAGUUAAUAUUUAAAUCCACUCCAAAUAAAUGAUUUGCUGCCGCCUUUGUAAAUUCCACAUUCCCUAACUUCAACAUUUAUAUUUCCAUAGUAUACUUUUAGCUUUCUCUUUUCUCUCGAUUUGGCCUAACAUACACCGACAAAAUGCCAAAAAAUCAUGCACAAAAUAAUGUGACGGAGUGAAAAAGUGUUUUAUGGUUCCCAAUCUGCACUUUUUACCCUUCAGCUCUUGGUUGCUUAUUGUUGCUGUCCAAUACAAAAACCAUGGGUAUCCAAAUUUGGUGAAUUUGUUGUAAAGAUCCUUCAUGGGUUGAAAAGGUUCUCCGACUUCUUAGGUUAAAUAAACCUUUUUAACACCCAUUGGAUUGUCUGAAAAUUGCUUGGUAUUUUGGAGACAGCAACUUUAUUUCUAUAAAGUGCAAUGCAUUUUGGUGAAACUUGCUGAAGGUUCAGUUUUCCCACAUGGAGCUGGUUAGUUCACCGUUUAAAACAUUAAAAUGACGUCCAUAAUGUGCAAUAUGGACUAAACACAUCCAUUUUUUACAGUAAAAUAGCAAAAUCGUGUCUAAUCCUGAAGCUCCCGACAACAUUCAGCUGAUUCCAGUAAAACACAAUGUGUGUGAACUAAGCAGCAACCAAUUAAAUACAGAAAAUGUCCGGCUGAUGCUUCUAAGAAGAGGCCAUUAGAGAGGCAUCAUCUUUCCAGUUUCUAAAGGUCUGGAAGUGGCUGUUAAUGUUUUUGCGAGUAAAGCGAAUUAGUUGAGUCUUCAGUAAGUCACAUGACGUUACUGUGUGUGAACGAAGAAGCAGUUUUUUUUUGGGACGACUCUGUCAAGUUGUCUUUUAUUGAUCUGUGGUUUGGCAGAGUUGCAGCCAAAGUCACCUCGGGAACUCGUGAAGUGAAGUGAUCAAGGAGGAAAGACUCCGAUGAUGGAAAGCAGUUUCAUGCUUGACAGCAAAGCAAUCUGCUCUUUGGCUCGUUUCCAGACAAGCCUAUACGUGGUGAUUUACGGGCACUCUGCACCGUUCUCUGCCGGCGUCCCUGGCAGCAUUUGACUUCACUAAAGGCUGCUAGACUCAGUAAAGGAGAUAGCCCUCCAAACUUCACCCGCACACAAGCUGAAAGAAAGAUUUUUGUUGUAUUUCUGUUUGUUACGAAUUUAUGAAUAGUCUGACAUCUUGGGAAAUACGCCUAUCCACUUUCUUGACAUGUUUUUGUGAGAAGUCUUGUCGUAAUUAGUGAGCUUUAGAGGUGUUGGUAGGAUGAUUUUGCAACCAGUGGACAGAAAAAGCCUGAGUUCCCCUGUUUCCAAUCAUUCUGGCUGGUUGUAGCUUCAUAUUUACUGUAGGAUUAUCCCCAGUUUAUGCCUAUUGUGUAUAUUAAUUUUAUAUUUGAGUCACAAAGCCGAGCGGUUGUUUCUCUGAGAAAAUUACGAGGUUUGCAGAGCCUAGAGUGUUGUUCCAACUCUACUCCGAGCUUGUUACUCCCAUCUUUAAGGCUGAGCCUGGCCACCCAGUGGAGAAAGCUAAUUUCGGUCACUUGUAUCCACAAUCUCAUUCUUUUGUUUACUACCCAAAGCUCACAACCAUAGGUGAGGGUUUGACUGGAAAAAUCGAGAACUUUGCCUUCCCUCUAAGUUCGCUCUUCCCCACAACGAUCCGAAACACCAACCCAACCCAACCCAGCACUCCAUUUUCGCAUCAGUUGCGAACAAGACCCCAACAAGGUACUUGAAUUCCCUCGCUUGGGGCAGCAACUCGCUCCCAAAAUUCAGCCGCAAAACAGUAGAAUGCUAAUACAUAAGAGGCAUAAACUGGGGCUAAACCUUACGAUAAAUAUAAAGCUACAGCCAACAGUUAGUUAGUUUAGCAUAAAGACUGACAACAGGGGUAAACAACUAUUCUGGCUCUUUCCAAAGGUAAAAUCCACAAACCAAAAAGUACCUCCAGGAAUUAGCCAUAAAAUCGUCCAGCACGACUCAUAAAACACCUUUCCUUACUCACUGGUUCUCAAACAAACAAGAUACAACAGUAGUCAGUCAUUCUGCUAAUCUAAUCAAACAGUCUGCUGAUUAUAACUUCAUAUUUACCCCACAGAUACGGGAGUAAUGCCAGUUUUCUUCCAUGGAAAAUUGUCCUUGUUCUUAGAGUAAAUGUAUCUGCAGUGGAGGCUGACGUGAAAGGAAAAUUAAUCCCCGUGUUUUGAUGAAACUUCUGGCUGUGGCCAAAAAAAGCUUGUCUGCGUGCCAAACUAAUUUGGAGGCCUAAUUGUUUUCUAAUUAACUGAUGAUAUUGAGACGAGUUAAACUGGGGAUCUUGGGAGUCUCAUAAUGGACAUCACACACACACGAACUGUUUAUGGUCGAAGGAAGCCUCGACAAAACUACGCUAGGAAAAAAAUACCAUCCACUCGUCUGUUGUUUAACCUUUAGCUGGGUUUUCUACUCCGACAGGCGACAUGCCAUGAACCCUGUAUCCAAACGCAUGCGUCAGUUGGAUAUCCCCGCCCUCGAUGUAACCCUUCUUCUCACAGGAGCCGUCGGUACAACAGAAAUCAUGUUUCACUUUGUUGUUUUCAACCCUCUGAGCUGUACAGACGAUAACUGUGUAUCACUGUCCAGAUGGUCGCCCCUUCCUCUGCUCUAAUUAUCUCUCAACAAACUGAAAUGUACUAAAAAAUAAAUAAAAUGUGACUGGAAAAAUAAAUCUAUUCUCAUUGCUGUUUUUUUCAUAGAGUCACAUAAUCAUGCAUGUACUUGCUAUGGAGUGUUUUUAGAUUGUUGUAAUGGUGUUAUACUUGAGGUUGUGAGUCAUGGGUACCUCCAAGUUUUUACAAAAAGUUUUGAACAACCAUUCACAUUUAUUUCAUGACAAACUACAACCGGUCAGCUGAUCUGCUUCAUAUCAUAGUUAAAACACCUCAAAGUGUUUCCUCUACCAGCUGUUUAUUUGAGCUUCUAUACGUAAAGUUUGCAACUGGAAGACGACGAGAUGAAUGAAAGAAAAAACGUCACAUUUAAGGGUGAGCAGGGGAAAGUUAAAGACAAAGCUGCAGCAAGAGGAAGAGGAAGGAUGAACUGGGAGGAAGAUAAGUCAACUUACUUUUAACUGAAUUUAAGGAAAUUAUAAUUUUGUUUGACCCAACUAUGGAGGACCAAGAGUGUCACGGAGAUAACUACAAAGCAUUUUGUUUUCUGAUAAUAAAUGAAUAAUAUAUUGUUACUCAAACGUCAUUAAAGCCAGUUCUAGUGAGUUUUGAGAUGCGAAAAUAUGAAAUUGGACAACAAAAAGAGGAAUUCAAAAAAGCUUUAACCGAUGAACAAAUCUAUCCUGAAGUACAUUUAAAGGGAAACCAAAAAAAAAAA